This is a messenger RNA of Brachypodium distachyon (stiff brome), 2635 nucleotides long. RefSeq names its product pentatricopeptide repeat-containing protein At3g04750, mitochondrial. The transcript is spliced from 4 exons. The record is from RefSeq and is a predicted model, not a curated record. NCBI's taxonomy places the organism in Eukaryota, Viridiplantae, Streptophyta, Magnoliopsida, Poales, Poaceae. Bases 206 to 2011 code for a protein of 601 amino acids. Gene Ontology annotation, molecular function: protein binding; RNA binding. Gene Ontology annotation, biological process: RNA modification.
CGUCUGCCACCAACCGCCGCCGGCCCGGCUCCGCGGCGCGCGAAGUCACGCACUCGGACCCUCGCGGCGCCGCCGGCGGGGAGCUCUUCUCCUCAACCCAGAGACCCAUAUACCGUCAGCCUCUGCGGCACGGAAACCGCGAGGUUAGCACGGCCGGCGGCGAGACUCGAACCCCUUCCUCCCUACAGCACACGCGGUCGCCGCGAUGGCUACUGCCGCCGCGGCGGCGCGCCCCUGGGACCCGACCGUCUCGCUGCGGCUGGACCACCCGGCGCUCGUCCUCCUCGAGCGGUGCCGGGGCGGGGCGCGGCCGUUCAAGGCGAUCCUCGCCCACAUGCUCCGCGUCCGCCUCGCAUUCGAGACCUUCCCCAUGAGCCGGCUGCUCUACUUCGCCACCGUCGCCUUCCCGCAGUACACCCGCGAGGCCUUGCUCCUGUUCGAGCACUUCACGACUCGCCCCAACCUCUACUGCUACAACCUGGUGCUCUCGGCGCUCUCCUCCUCGCAGAGCCGGUCUGUUGCUCUCUACAAGUCCAUGCUCGCGUCGUCCGCUUCCCCCGAUGAGAAGACCUUCCUGUCGCUGCUGAAGUCUGUGGGGUGCGCGUCGGUCGGGAAGCAGGUACAUGCUCACGUCCUUGUGAAUGGCCUGCACUCGCGUGUGUACCUGCGGAACUCGCUGAUCAAGAUGUACCUUGACGCCGGCGAUGCAGAGACGGCCGAGGCGAUGUUCCAAAGUGUGCCGGUGCCGGAUGUGGUGUCCUGUAACAUCAUGCUGUCAGGGUACGUCAAAGGAGGAUGCGUCGUGAACGCGCUGCAACUUUUCCGUGAUAUGGCGUCGAGGGAGAUUGGUGUUGAUCAGUAUGCGGCUGUUGCUCUCCUCUCUUGCUGCGGGCGGCUGAAGAACGCACUUCUUGGGAGGUCCGUUCAUGGCGUUGUCGUGCGGAGGAUGGAUAUAAAAGAUAGGGGGUUGAUUUUGAGCAAUGCCCUUUUAGACAUGUAUGCCAAAUGUGGAGAAAUGAACACAGCCAUGAGAGUCUUUGGUGAAGCUAAGGAGAAGGACGACAUUUCGUGGAAUACCAUGAUCGCAGGGUUUGCUAAUGAUGGCAUGCUGGAUCUUGCUAGUAAAUUUUUCUUUGACGCGCCUUGCAGGGAUCUAAUAUCCUGGAAUACACUUCUGGCUGGGUAUGGUCGAUGCAGAGAAUUCGCUGCAGUGAUGGAACUAUUCAAUGAUAUGCUUUCCAGUCGUGUAAGACCUGAUAAGGUGACUGCUGUUACUUUGAUCUCUGCUGCUGUAAGCAAGGGAGCCUUGAAUCUGGGAAAGAGCGUCCAUGGCUGGGUGCUUAAAGAACAUGGAACUCAAGAUGCUUUCUUGGCUUCUACUCUUGUAGACAUGUAUUGCAAAUGUGGAAAUGUCAAAUUAGCCUAUGCUGUGUUUGAGAAGGCCUUGGAUAAAGAUGUUACCUUGUGGACAGCUAUGAUAUCAGGCCUUGCAUUCCAUGGCCAUGGAACCGAAGCAUUGGAUUUAUUUUGGAAUAUGCAAAAUGAGGGUGUAGCACCUAAUGGCGUGACAUUGGUCACUGUUCUGAGUGCAUGUAGUCACGCUGGUCUGCUAGAUGAGGGGUGUGAGAUUUUUUAUACUAUGCAGAAAAGGUUCAACAUUGAACCAAGAGUAGAACACUUUGGUUGCAUGGUUGAUCUCCUUGCACGAUCAGGUAGGUUGUCUGAUGCUGUAGGCUUAGCUAGGAUGAUGCCAAUGAAACCAAGUCGCUCUAUAUGGGGUUCCAUUUUAAGUGUGAGUUCAUCCUGUCAAAAUACAGAAGUUGCAGAGAUUGCUUCGAAAGAACUCCUCCGUCUUGAACCUACAGAAGAAGGCGGAUAUGUUUUGCUUUCUAACCUCUAUGCUGCUGGAGGUCAGUGGAACUACAGUAAUAAAGUGAGAGAGAAUAUGGAAAUGAGAGGUGUGAGAAAAUCAGCAGGUGCUAGUGGUUUGGCUGUUGAUGAUGUGCCCUAAUAUGCUAGGACUUGAAGCAGGAAACAUGGGAUAAUUGGGAGAAGAUCAAACUGUAUGGUAUGCUCUACCUUGAAUGUGAAGAAACGUGCACUUCUUCAGUAAGCUGUAUCUAAUUAUUUACAGUUUUAUGGAUGUGGACCUGAUGUGAUGAUGAUGACCGGCCACAACAUCAAAUCCUUAUCAAGAUACAGUUAGCAUGAAUGCAUGAUUACUGACACCGUUGCCACAAUGGAAGAAUGCAGAAAGCCAGCAACAGUGCACACAAUAUUGGUCAUCGACUCUGUUGAAGCUGCUCACUGUUCAAAGCCACGUGGCCAGGCCUAGAUGCCGCCCCUCCUGGUCAUUAAUCACCGCUCGCCGCCACCAUAUGGUACCCAAAUGAGCUGCUGUUGCUGCACGGCUGCACCAGUCUCCCAUGGUCUGGGUUCCACAGGUCAGGCGUUUACAUCCCUUGUACCCAAUUGUUAACUGCGACGCCAAUUGUCUUGAGCCAUGACAAAUGCGUGCAUGCAGCUUCAUUUUCAUUGAGCUCACUCCUGAUCAUGCCAUGAACAUUACAAUCUUUUCUGCUGUAAGGAUGUGCAUUACAAUCUUUUCUGCUGUAAGGAUGAACAUUAGAACCCA